AUGUCUUUCUUAAACAAUUGCCGAAAUAUGCUGUUAGCUUUUUUAGAAAGGAAUCAACUCGCAGCAACAAAUUUGACUCUCAAGAGGUUCAGACGGCGAUCACCAUGUGAUGAGUGCUUAUACCCUCCGGAUAAAAAACCGUGCUUCGACAUCAAAAAAGUGACAGUCGAAAGAGGUAACCCAUGCCACUCAAACAUGAUUCGCUUGUUCCUCUACACCCACUACUGGCCCCGAGAGCCCAGUGUUGUUGGACUGUGGACGCCUCUUAACAGCUCCUAUUUGGACAUUCUUACGGACAAAUACGCUAAUUCUGGUGACCGAUUUCUGGCAUUCGAAAAAAUUGAUCGUACCGGCGAAACGAAAUUGAUUGGAGUCAGUGUCGCUAACAAAAUAUUUCCAUGGAUGACCGACGAGCUGGAGGAAUGGGCACACUUCACAUUCUCCAAACCAGAACGGACCAGGAUGUACUUCAUUGCUCAUUGCUUGAAGAAUUCCAAUUUGAUCAACAAAUAUAAUGUUGAGUACGUUUAUGAGGUGGAAGUUCUUGGUACAGACGCAGAAGUAGCUGGCCAAGGUGUGGGCAAGCUUCUACUAGAUGCUGCUCUCAAUCACGCUGAAGAAUUAGGUUAUCCCAUAGCACAGGUCAUAGCGGUCAACCAUUAUGCUUCUAAAAUCUGUAAGAAAUGCGGAAUGAAGCUAGAAUGGUCUAUGAACUACGAAUACUUCGUCGAUAGAGCUGGACAACGAGUGUUCUUCCCUCGUCGACCACACCAGGUUGUCUGCGUUUAUUCAAAGUUCUUCGAUCCGUCAAAGAAGAAAAAGGAGCCUUGUAAGCCACAAUACUUCUGA
Molecule: messenger RNA, 849 nt
Organism: Parnassius mnemosyne (clouded apollo)
Lineage: Eukaryota; Metazoa; Arthropoda; Insecta; Lepidoptera; Papilionidae
Source: the annotation of a GenBank genome assembly